AUGGAAAUGUCAAUUGUAUUUGCUCCGGUUUUAAGCUUCCAACUUCCGAUUGAUCUGCCUUCCGGUGACGAAAUACGAGCGGUGCCGUACGAUGGUAGAAAUAAUGAGCGAUUCGAUCUCCUAUUGAGCGCAUUACACUGGGAGCGUAAAAUGAGUAUGGUUCUGCAACGCGGCAUUCGACCUUUAACCGAUAUCUUCAUUGAAGAGCAGAACAUCUACUCAAAGCUCCACGUGAUCGGACAACUGGAAAGCUUAUACUGGAAGGCAAAACAGUACAAACGCGAUGGCGGAUAUGCCGCUGGGUUAUCGCACAAUGACCUUACAGAACUCUCUGUAUCGGCAAAUGCAGUUAUUCGGCAUGAUAACCAUACCUCGAAAAAAGCACUCUAUUAUUUCAACUUCAUUCAUGCACUCUAUUACUGGAUGAUAAAAGACUAUAAAAACGGCUAUUUAUCGAGCAAGGCACUUUUGAAUGCAGAAAUUCAGGCUGUCAUGCCAAGUGAUUACAUGGACGGUCUGCUGGAAUUUGUAAAUGCAUCAUUUUGCAUGGGCUAUUUUGAGCAGUGUCUGACAGGUUUGAAAGUAGCCAGGGUAUAUUUUGAAGUGCAGAGUUUGGGAUUAACGCAAUCUUAUGCAAUGAAGCUGUUCGCGUAUGAAAGCGUAUACCUGCUUAUGGUCUAUAAUUUCAUGGGCAAUACAGAAGCCCUGGAUAAGACAAUAGAGAAUGUGGUUGAUAAAUUCGGAAGUAACAGCCGGUUUCUGCCUUUGGAUGUACAGCAGGUUAUUCUUGGGAACAUGAUGAAUGCAUACGUUGGUGCCGGUAACCUGAAUAAAGCGAUAAGUAUCUGGUCAGGACUUUUUAAGAAAAAGACCAGGGAGACUGUUGCCAACACCUACCUCUGUAAGCGAUGCCAAGGGUGGCUGUACACGUUCGGACCCAAGCCGGCAGAGCGCCAGCCUUGCACAUGCCAUUCACGGGACAUUCGGGAAACCUGGGACAACUUCCCAACUCAAUCCCCUGUUUGUAAUGGAGAUGAUGGGAUUUCCACCAAACUGGACGGCAUCACCUUUCCAAAGUGGCGCACAGAAAGUAUAAAGGCAGGUGGCAAUGCCAUCGUGCCACAGGUCGCCUUCCAGAUUUUUAAAGUCAUCAAUGAAUUUCUUGCAUAG
Ostertagia ostertagi is the source of this 1170-nucleotide messenger RNA. NCBI's taxonomy places the organism in Eukaryota, Metazoa, Nematoda, Chromadorea, Rhabditida, Trichostrongylidae. The record is from the annotation of a GenBank genome assembly.